This is a messenger RNA of Helianthus annuus (common sunflower), 1973 nucleotides long. Its product is annotated as F-box/LRR-repeat protein At1g55660. Gene Ontology annotation, molecular function: protein binding. The transcript is spliced from 4 exons. Bases 138 to 1691 code for a protein of 517 amino acids. Lineage: Eukaryota; Viridiplantae; Streptophyta; Magnoliopsida; Asterales; Asteraceae. The record is from RefSeq and is a predicted model, not a curated record.
CGCCCACAUCCCGCCAUACCAACGCAGAGAUCAUUCACCUUCUCAUCUUCUUCCUUGAAGAAAAAGCUUUUGAAAUCAAAAGGCGAGGGGUCCUGUAUCGAAAUUGGUGCUUUGUAUCAAGAUACAGCGGGAAGAGAAUGGAUUUUAGUUGUGAUAUAAAGAAAAUGAAUGUAGAAGGUGAUCGACUAAGUAGCUUGCCAGAUGAUCUUAUUCAUAAAAUCCUAUCUUUCGUUAGCAUCAAACAUGCUGUUGAAACCAGUGUUUUGUCAUCGAGAUGGAGGUUUAUAUGGACUGCAAUGCCUUAUCUCAAUUUCUUUAGUGAGGAAUUCCCUUCGUUGCCCGAGUUCUCAAAAGCUGUUACCAGUGUUUUGUCUGGCCGCAAUGAUCAAAUAGAAGUGGCAUCUCUGAUGCUUAGUCUUCAUGAGGGGGUUAGUAGGGGAUUUGCCAAAAGAGUUAUGAACUAUGCAUUUGCCCACAAUGUCCAAGAUAUGACUAUUACAUGCCUGAUUGAGAAGAAGAUUAGAUUCCCUCUUUCUCUCUUUCGUUCACGGUCCCUCAAACAUCUCACGUUACUCGGUUCCAUUGAUCGUUCGGUUGCACCAACUUGGGAGCUCCCAGCCUUAACAACAUUACGUCUUGGGUAUGUCACAUUGUAUGAUGAAGAUGAAGAUGAAGACGAAGACGAAGACGAAGACGAAGAAGAAGAAGUUGUUGAUGAUGAUGAUGACAAUAACAAUAUUAUCUCUAUGUGUCCAAACUUGAAGAUUCUCACUUUAGAUGGCUGCAAAAUAAUGGGAUCGAUCGCUUUCAGUAUUUGUCAUCCUCAACUCUCUAAUCUCACACUUAAAAAUGGAGGAUGGGGAUGGAAUUUAUUCCAUGUGGAUGUACCUCAACUCAAGAUUCUCACUAUUGUAAAUUGUGAUUGGGUGCAUCUUUCUACACCUGAACUUACCUCCUUUAUAUAUAGAAGUGGUUAUUCUUUGAACUUCUCAACAGACAACUUAUCUUCUUUGGAGGAGGUAGAUCUUUGUAUACACAAACCUCACGAGAUAGAAGCUCAUGCUAUAGUUGGUCGACUUCAGCAGUUCCAUAAUGUCAAAUAUCUUACCCUUAACAUGGAAAUUUUAGAGGUCCUCACUUCCUCAGUGGAACUAAUCUCAAAUCAACCUUCUCCGUUUGCUAACUUGAGGAGUUUAAAGAUUCAUCCGGUGAACAUACAAUUGGAGGGGCAAGCACAAAAGAAAGUGGUCGUGUCUGAUUUAGUAAAAAAUUAUUUGCUCGGUUGUUCUCCAAGUGCCUCGUUCACAAUGAUUACACGCGAGAAGAUUAAAGCGAGUGACGCAACACUGGCACAACAUCUUAUGGCAGAACUACGGUUGAAGCUAGAGCGCGAUAAAGCUAACAUUAACUGGGCUGAUAUGGUGCAAAGGAAAGAACCGAUCAAGAAUUACAGGGAAGAUCUGACAAAGCAGAGCCAGCGUGAGACAAAAAAGAUUUGUGACAUCAUUUCAAAGUUGCAGCGCAUUGAAGGGUUACUGACAAAGCUGCCGACAUCAAACAGGGCUAAAAUGCAGUUAGUAUUUGAUAGUUUGUGCGCGGAAGCUAACUUUGUCAUAAAGAAAAUAGAUCGUUCAAAUACCCAAGGGAGCCUUUUAAGUGUCUGCUCUGAUGCACUUGCUAAAGCAUUGUAGCGGUCUUCUUAGCAAAUAUAAGUUCUUGAUUUUGCAUAGCUUGCAAGUGUAACUUGGAAUGGUAAGUUAUAUAAAAAUAGUUUAUAAGGUUAUCUGCAUCACUUAGUGACUCUUCGGCUAAUAUUACACGUAUAUGUUGGGUUCAGGAACUAAAAAUAACCCGAGAAUGAAGAAUAUCACUUCAAAAACUCUUUUGUUUGUUGGUUUUAGCCUGUCGGUUAUUUUGUACUAGUUCCGAACUUAUUUUGUGAUGGUUAUGUUUGUGCUGGUUUCGAAACUAUA